AAAUACGAAAAUCACGAAGAAAGAUUUUAGCAGAGCUUAAAAUGACCUAGAUCUAAUUUUAAAGUUAUUAGGGCAUUCUUCUUUUAGUUGAGAUUGCUGAAAUGGUGUCUUAUUACUGUACUCAUUACUAUACACAUUUUAAUCACUACUUGCAGUAGAAAUUAUUAAACGGAUUUAUAGUUAUAUAGAAAAAAGAAUCAUUCCAUUGAACCAGCUAUUAGUUGAACCUUCAAAACAAAAUGGCUAUAUUUGGUGUUCAGCUGGUUGUAACAAUGAUCAUGGCGAGUAUUUUGCAAAAAAUUUCUGCUCAUUUUUCCAUUGCUAGAUGGCUAUUAUCUCACAGACUUAUUCGUUAUCUUCAUCCAACUGAUGAAGAAUUGCUAUCAGUUGCUGGCUUGCAAAGAAAACCAAAUCUAGAGAAAUCAAAGAAAAAAGGUAAAAAUAGACGAGAUGAUUCUGGUGAUUCAGAAUUCAUGGUACCUAAGAAUCUAGAGCUUCAGUUGGAUGUGGCAGCAGUUCAGCCAGUUGACAUGAUUCAACUCCAUUAUUAUUCAGAAUACCAAUGGCUGUUGGAUUUUGCACUGUGUACAAUUAUUGUCUAUACUGUUACAGAAAUAUACUAUUAUCUUAUACCUGCUAAAGAUGAAGUUAACCUCAGUAUAUUAUGGUGCAUAUUGGUCAUAGGUUUUGCUGUUAAAAUAUUGCUGUCACUCACAGCAUUAUAUUUUAGAGGAGAAGAGGCUGUAGGUGAGCGGUCCUUGUGUUUGACUGCAGGUUUUCUUUUCUUUUUCAUUGCAAUGGUAGUUCUCAUUGCAGAUGAAAAUUUCUUAGAGUUUGGAUUAGAACCUGCAUAUGCAAGUUUUAAUUCAAGUGCCCAUACAUUUUUGAAGGAUCAAGGGUUGGAUUCAAGUGGUCCUGCAUCAAAGCUUAUGUUCAAGUUAGGCUUGGCAUUAUGGUGUGGAAUGUUUGGCUCAUUUUUCACUUUUCCUGGUUUACGUUUUGCAAGAAUGCAUAAAGAUGCAUUGAAAUACUGUGCAGAGAGACCAUUUUUAAAGAUGCUUCUUCAUGUGAGUUUUAUUUCACCUUUACUUAUUGUUCUAAUGUGGGUAAGACCAGUGGCACGUCACUACUUUACUGAACGAUCUUGGCCCGGUAUUCCCGUUUUAAUGACAUCUGAUACCUUCGAUACAACACGCCUGCUACUGAUUGUGGGUAUUGUAGCUGUGAGAUUACUCUUAAUGCCACACUACUUACAGUCAUAUUUAAACAUGGCACCAGAGAAAUUGAAAGAAUUGAGAAAGGAAGCUGGCAAAAUUAGCAAUAUUGACUUACAAAAAAUGGUUGCAAGAGUUUUUUACUACUUGUGUGUUGUUACCCUCCAAUACUUAACACCAUUAAUGUUGUGUUUAUUUAUGACUCUCAUGCUGAAAACUUUAGGUGAUUAUCGAUGGGGAAGUUUUAUUGAGGCAAAUACUCCAAAUGAAUCUGUCAAUACAGCUGCAAAAAUUGCUUUACCUGUUGCAGACGAUAUCUUGGAAUCUAGUCAGCAAAUUUCAUUGACACUUCUGAGUCUAAAGAAGGUUUUUACUCCUGUUUUGUAUCGUGGAAUCUUAGGCUUCAUGACGUGGUGGCUGUGUACUGUUUGGUUUGGAACUAGUGCAAUGGGUUUGAUUUAUUAUUCAUAUUGCACCUGAUCUAUGUUUGUUAAUGGAUUUAGUAAUACGCCAAAACCAUUAUAGGUGAAUUUAAAUUCAUCAUACUCAUUGUUUUUCUAUGUGUGGUUUUAUAAUUUCCUAUGACCUUGAACAACCCCAAUUGUUUAUUAAAAAAUGCAUGACUUUUUAAUCUUAUAAAAUUAUUGAAUUCACCUAAUGUGCCGGAAUGAGAAAUUAGAUUUUUUUUUUAAUACUUUAACUAGAAUUUUUUAUAUCUUUACUAUACAUACAUAUUUAUAACACACAUAGCUGUUCAUUGUACCCAGUGGUUAAAAAUUUGGGUUUAAUUGUUGAUAUUUUCUCUAAUAAAAUCAAUAACCAUCAAGGCAUAUGAUUAAUUCAAACUUAUAUAUAUUAAUGCUCUUUAAAAAAUACAAUAGCUGGCAGCUACGCACAUGUAUUGUUUGCAAUUUUUACAUAUUGAGUUGCCUGUACAUUGGUUAGGAACCACAAAAAAGGGCAACUUGUAGUACACUUUUAAAAAUUCCUGAGUAAUCUAUACAUGUUAAGUCAACAAAAUGAAAAAGUAAUUGCCCUUGGCUGUUUUUUUAUUUUUGGAAACUCUUUUACCUAGAGAAAUGAAAAAACCACAGUUUACGUGCUUAAAUUUAAAAAAAACUUAUCUGCAUAAUUUUAUACUAUAUGAACAAUUCAUUGAGCAUUAAAAUGUUUUUAAAAAUAUUGCCAAUUUCAAUAGGUUUUUCCACCUAGAUAAAAAUCAUUGAAAUUAAUGAAUUUUCCCAAUUUUCAAGAAUGUAGGGUUGGAGUAACUUUAAUAUCAAGCACUUUUCACUUUUAGAAAACUGUGGCUUUUUUUCAUUUUGCACCUUUUUUAAAGUCAGUAUAACUGAACAGUCAGCAGUAAUUGUAGCAAAUUUUCGAUAUUUAUAUAUAUAUAAAAAAAAGCAUAUUCGCUAAAAUGAUUUUUCACAUACUGCUCUUUAUUUCAUACGAGAGUGGAGUUCAAUAAUAUGAACAGAUCGAAUCAUCAAAUUAAUUACUCAACACUACAAAAUAUAAUCAUUAAGGUUCAAAGGACAAUAUAGACUAAAGUUCUUAAUAGUUAAGUCACAAGAGUAGUUAAAAGAUUGAUACCUUUAAUGCUAUUGUUACAAUUAGUCUUUUACACCAUACCUGGAAAACUACUUGUGCUGGCAUAGCUUUUAAACCCAGAUUUCCUUUAGUUUUUAGUAUGUAUUUCAAAUAUUUUAUAGUUCAUUUCUUCAUAAUGUAAUAAUUUCUCAAUCUUUUUCAUUUUUAAAUAAUUUUUUAAGUUUGACGUUCUCUUUAAGACGUUAAGUUUGAUCUCUUUUUUUUUUACCAAUUUUUUUGAAACACAUCAGGCAAUAAAAAUAAACACUAAUUUUGAGGAUUUUAGAAAAUCUAUGGUUUAUUACUCAUUUCAAGGUAUGCUGCAUUUAAAUUAUUCACUUGUGAACUUGCAUCUAAUUUAUAUCAUAAGUUUUAUACAGAUUUGUGCAAUGCUGUAAAUAAAAUUAUUAUUCCUAAUAAAUUAUUUAUAUUAUA
This is a messenger RNA of Parasteatoda tepidariorum (common house spider), 3242 nucleotides long. It is a transcript of the gene emei, whose product is annotated as transmembrane protein 161-like emei. Lineage: Eukaryota; Metazoa; Arthropoda; Arachnida; Araneae; Theridiidae. The record is from RefSeq and is a predicted model, not a curated record.